Pomacea canaliculata is the source of this 7422-nucleotide messenger RNA. RefSeq names its product cyclin-dependent kinase-like 4. Gene Ontology annotation, cellular component: nucleus. Gene Ontology annotation, biological process: protein phosphorylation. Gene Ontology annotation, molecular function: cyclin-dependent protein serine/threonine kinase activity; ATP binding. The record is from RefSeq and is a predicted model, not a curated record. Bases 684 to 2600 code for a protein of 638 amino acids. Lineage: Eukaryota; Metazoa; Mollusca; Gastropoda; Architaenioglossa; Ampullariidae. The transcript has 11 exons.
UGUGCUCGAUGCGCAUGUCUACGAGGUGUUGUCACUGGAUACAGGUUGGGAGAGAUGUUCGUGAGUUCCCAUCGUUUUGGCAUUAAUUUCACAAUUAUUCAAAUAAGUAACAGUUUAAAUUAUCCCCAAUAAAAGACAUAAAGCAAUCAAAAGGUAAUAUUUAAUAAGUUUUAAAUAAGAGUUGUUCUCUUUUUCAUUUAACAAUUUAUAUUGUCUUUAUCGGCGGAUCUCGAUGGCCUGUCGAUCAUCUUUCACAGUGUCAGCUUUUGGUUCAAAACAGCUUGCGCAAUAACUUCGAGAAACUGUUUAAACAAAGCCUUUAAAUUACAAUGUAAUUACAUUAUUGCAAUGAAUUAUCCGUUUUAUAUCUAUUUCAAAUAUUAUAAUCAAAAGAAUAACAUUGAAAACGCUACGUAAGAAGGCCUUGGAUCAUAUUGUUCCUGUAUUGUGCUCCAUGUGUAUGCAUCCAGUGGCUAUUCAUUAAUGAUUGUUUCGAUCUUCUUUGGGGGGGUUUAAUUGGUGUUAUUUAGCGCAAAUUUAUGUAAAUCAUUGUGCAAGUGUGUAAACUUAUCUGGCUUGUACUUCAUUUCAUUUAUUGACGACAUGUGACCAGCCAUUGUAGAAAAUGAUCAAGUAGCUUAAAGCCAGCAGCAUUUAAAAGAGGGUGCUCUGUGGAAAACUGGAUGCAGAAGAAACAGAAGAACGGGAUGGAGAAAUAUGAGAACCUUGGCCUUGUAGGUGAAGGGAGCUAUGGCAUGGUCCUCAAAUGCAGGCAUAAAGACACUGGUCAGCUUGUGGCCAUUAAAAAAUUUCUGGAGAAUGAGGAUGACAAAUUGGUAAAAAAAAUAGCCAUGCGUGAGGUUAAAAUGCUGAAGCAACUUCGACAUGACAACCUUGUCAACUUGAUAGAAGUAUUUCGGCGCAAGAAGAGACUGUACCUUGUGUUUGAAUUUGUGGAUCACACUGUUUUAGAUGAACUUGAAAAAUGCCCAAAUGGACUGGAUGAAAAUACUUGUCGUAAAAUUUUGUGGCAAGUGUUAAAAGGAACAGAAUUUUGUCACUUGCACAAUAUAAUUCACAGAGACAUCAAGCCAGAGAACAUUCUUGUCAGCAAAUCAGGAAUUGUGAAAAUUUGUGAUUUUGGUUUUGCACGUACUUUGGCCCAGCCUGGUGAGACCUAUACAGAUUAUGUAGCCACUCGUUGGUAUCGAGCUCCAGAACUGCUGGUCGGAGAUACCAAAUAUGGCAAGGCAGUGGACAUUUGGGCUGUGGGGUGUCUUUUUGCAGAAAUGUUGACAGGAGAACCACUCUUUCCAGGCGACUCAGAUAUUGAUCAGCUUUAUCAUAUUAUCAAGUGCUUUGGUAAUUUGACGGCACGCCACAGAGAAAUUUUCUUGCGCAAUCCUUUAUUUGUGGGUAUGAGGAUACCAGAAGUACGGGAGGUCCAGCCUUUAGAAAAGAAAUUUACGAAGAUCUCCAGUGAGGCACUUGACUUUUUGAAACAAAGUCUGCGGUUAGAUCCUGACAACCGUCCCACCAGUUCAGAAUUUUUGAAGCAUUCAUUGUUCACCAGAGAUGGAUUCAGUGCCCGCUAUCAGACUGAGCUCAGGCAGAAGCUUCAGAAAGACUCUUUGGAGAACUACCGAGGAGCAGCUAGCAGCACGUCUUCCUUUCUUGAUUCUUCCACUAACAUAGAAAGUACAAGCAAAACAUUACAGACGCCAGCAACAAAGAAGAAAAAACCUGAAAUCAAAGAUUCUUUGGCACCAAAAGACUCAAAAAAGGAAACAGAUGAAAAAGUGAAAAAGAAGAAAAGUGUGGUAAUAAGCACUCCAGGAGCAGCCUCAUCAUCCACCCCAGUCUGUGACAACAAUGAAAAGCCAGCACUCAUCAAGAACCCCACACCUUCUCCAAAUAACACCAGUGUCCUCUCGCUGCCACCUGCCUCCAUCAAUAGCACAGUGCUUGUGACAGGAGGCAGCUCAGACCAGGAAAACAAUGAAAAGGAGAAGGAUAGAGAAAAGGAUGAGAAAAAGAACCAGCAACAGUCAGUGCCCUCACUGCUGCUGGGCAACUCAAGCAUUCCACUAAUACACCAGCCAAUGCCAAUCCACACCCUAAACGUUGCACAAGGGUCAAGUUCAGGCAAUGGCACCUCCUCCCAUUUGGCAGCAAGUUCCUUCCCACACAGCAUGUCCACCUCUGUGCCCACUUAUGGUUCACAUCAGCAGUUGAGACUGGCUGCAGACAAAGGGAUGAAGAAGGUCAGCACUUUCCCAAAGAAAGUCAGUCAGAAUCAUCAGCCCACCAUUGUCCCACAACAGGGCAUUCAGGGGGAGAAAACUUCUGUCUUUGAGAAGCCAGUAACCAUGGAAAAAGUUAAAUUCCGCUCACCAGACCGUGUCAAAGAAGACAGAGCCCUGAGCUUACCAGAGGUCAAGGGUGCAACUGAUGUCUUAAAGCCAAAAGAAAAAGUGUCAACCAAAAAAUCUACAGUUGCAACUAUCCCUCAAAUUUCAAAUGUGGAUCCUCCUUUAAUCAGCAGUAGUAUUCAGGAGGAUAACCAUCCAGAUAACAGUGGACUCCCAACUGUCUCCUGAAAAAAGAAAAUAAGCAAUGUAGAAUCAUCAAAUGGGAGACAAUUCAGCUAUUCCUCUGUGCCCUUGGUGCAUGUGCAGAAACUGACUUUGCAAAUGUCUCUAAUGAUGUCUUUGAAAUAUCAGCAUACUUCAAAUUGGCCUGCAGGCUAAUGUUAAAGUUUCUAAUAAAACAGUAGUAGUUUAAUGAAGCAGUAUUCCAAUUAUUCACUGUAAUCAUGACUUUUUCUGUCUUCCAUUGCUUGUUCUUAAUCUUCUGUCUUCUUUGGAGGACUUAAAUUUAGAACUAAACAUUGAUGAAUAUUUCAAAGAUUCUGAUGGUUCAGCAUAUUUACUUUUUACGUAAGUGCAAAAGAUCUUGCCACCAUUAAUAGUUGCUUUGUAUAAAUGUUUUCUUCGACAAAUUCUUGUCUAAUUGUCUACAUAGCAUUCUAUCAUACAAAAGAUUAUAGGCAAGUGAGUUAAACUUACACACAUUGUCUUCUGUUGCAAAAAGAAUGUUUUAUAACCUGUAGACUGCUUCUUGUUAAUUGGUAGUUGUUGAUGUGAGCCUUUUUUGUGGUGAUUAUAUAUUUUACUAAUUUUCUUUCCAGAAAUGUAUUUGCAAUCCCUCGUCAAGAAUGUUCAUCAUUUACAUGCAUUUUUAGUGCAUUUUUAAAAUCAAGAGGCUACAGGAGCACUAUCUUUAAGAAAGACCUUAUAAACAGCUUCUGACAUUAAAAUAUUUUAGACAUUGACUUACCUUGAAGUCUGAGUGGAGUGGAAACCUGAAAGUUUCUAAACGGAAUUUUAAAAAGCAAAUUGCUGUGUCUGAAAUACUCCUGACCUGAAACAUUUAUGCUGCCCAUAAAUGUUUAAUAUCCUGUCAGGGUUUGGUAUAAGCCGAGUCUUAUUUCAGGGUACACAUUAAAUUAUGGGCAUGGAGAGUGCUUUGAAAAAGGGAAUUUUUUUUUUCUUUCUUUAAAUGUAGUGGAUUUGCAGCUGAUUUAUCUAGUUUUCAGACUUCAAGAGUUAUUCACCUCUUUUCACCCCAUUCCUCAUUUAGUGAUUUAACUAAUACAGGUUGAUUCAGAUACAGUUGUUAUGAAUGUGCACACAAGUGCCGAAAUUGAUGGAGGCUAUUCUGUAAUUUUGUAUUCCGUUUAUAUAGGUAGAUUAAAGGAGGUAACUGAUGUCACAGAAUCAUUUUUCUGCAGUUACUGUUUUGUUAUUGUUUAGUAGGUUUGUUUCCAGAGGGUAACUUAAUUUUCUAGACCUAGUUACUCUUUAGAAAAUGGCAAAUCAGACAUAAGAUGUACCACUUAAAUUCUCCGCACAGAAAGCACUCAAACUUUAUUUUGAGAAGCAGAUCUAGUUGUUGAAUGAUAAUAUAACGAGGAUUAUAUUCUGUGGCUUAAAGAACAAAGCGAGUGAAAUGGUAUGCUGGGCAUAAAUGAUGGAUAUUGACAUUCUGAAUCAUUUUCGCUCAAAAUAUCUGGUUGCAAAACAUGAAUUGUUUACUUAGAAACAUCUAAAAUAAAGCGGUUGGAGCUACCCUGUCUCUUCUUACCUGAAAUUUUGAGUGGAAACAAUUUAGAAUGUUAAUCUUUAUAAUUUAAGUCCAACAUUGCUUCACUUGCCUUUUUGAUAAAAAAAAAAAAAAAAUUCUUUAGGUAUUAGCUUUAUUCAUGGUCCCAACUAGAAAGGGACGCCCAGAACCGAGUGCGAUGGUGGGGUGUGGUUGCGGCCUUAUGCUCCACUGGGGGCGAUUAGGAACAAGAAGAUUAGCUAUAUUAUGCAGAUCGAGCAGAUGUGGGAUAUGCUUCCAUUUGGAAGAAUGAAAAAAUCAUUCAAAUAUUUUGUUCGUUUGGGCAUAAGAAAAAUUAAAAAAAACAAGCCAUUUAGGUCUUCAGUAGCUUUUACUUAUGUGCUCUUAGAGAUAAAAGUAUCUGCACAAUCUGCUAGUCCCUAGCAGUAAUUGAUUUUUGAUACCUUUAUUUGUGUAUCUGUUGUUAUUUCAUAUAGAGUUGGGCUCUGUGCAGCAAGAUUUAGGUAUUUUGGUAUUGAUGUAACAGAUGGCUCUAUGAAUUUUUUCUGUUCAUACCAGUAUUUUGUCAUUAUCUCACCACUGAUGCAACCAUAAUACUAGUGUAUGCUCUUAAGGAUUGACCAUUGUAAUUUUCGGUAGGCUAGCAUCCCAAAGUACAUUUUGAUAGACAUGAAGAAUUCUGUUUCUGUGACUGGCCCUUUGAUACCUUUCUCUCGCACAUCCCAUUCUUUGCUUUGCAACAGUCAUUGCUAUAUUUUUCUGUUGCCAGGCCUCUUCAAGUGCAUGGAAAGAAGAAUGGUCUAUAUUUUCCCUGCCUUGAAUUUUGUCUUCAAAUUACCAUUCAGCUAAUGUCAUUCAGACUCUUUGACCUCUAAAAAAUUAAGGCAUUUUUCAAAAUCGUUGGUUUCACCAUAUCAUGUUCAGGCUGUAUGCUUACAUAAUAUGUCUAUUUUCUAUAUUUUUAAGUUUUUAUAGGAUUAGGUUUGUUCUCUAUUUAUGAAGCACUCUAAGCAUAUCUUUUGGAAUAGUAUAAAAAUGUUCAUUAUUCUUAACAAGCAGAUUUAAAUUUAUAAGUUAUUAUCAGAACUGCAUGCGCUUUGUGUUUUACAGUAAGAUAUGCAUCAAUGUGACAAAAUAAUUUCUACACAUAAGAUAUGUAAGGGUCUGAUAAGCAUAACCAUCAACAUAUGGCAAUAUGGUGUUGUUGGCUUGAAAAUCAUAUUUGAGAUAUGACAGUAUCAUUCAUUUAUGUGCAAUAUCAUAUUAAGUAAGCCAUAUCAGUAUUUCUUCUGACUUCAAUAAGUGUUGUUUGGGCAACAGACCAUAUGAUUUAAUGUAGAUAUCAGUAAAUGAAUGCAUAGAUAUGUACAUCAUACUCGUACUACUUUUAUUAUUCACAGUUAUGACGUUUAGUGCAAAGUUUCAUUGCUGAUGGUUGAAACAGUAGCCAAUGAUUGAUGCUUCUUUUAGUUUUUUCUGCCAUCUUUAUCAAAGCAUAAUGUACUGUGUAGGAAUUUAGCAAGUCUUUAGUCUGUGAGAGAAAGCUGUUCUACCAAUCGUUGUGUUUAUUAUAUAUGCAUGUUUUUGUUUACUAUUUUGUGCAAACAUAAUGAAUGCAGUAUCCAUUGUCUGUUUAAUAAUUGGUCAUGUCAUUGCAUUCCUACAUCAGUAUUAUACAGAUUUUUGUCAUUUUCAGGUUCAGAUAACCUUGUUGUGCAGCCAAAUAAGCAGUACAAUGCUGUUUUUUGAGUGUGUGUGAGAAGAUAGGUAAGAGAAUAGCUUCAUUAAUCCCUUUUGUUUAGCGUCUAACCUCUCAAUUUAUUUGAGACAAUUUUACCCCUCCCCCAAAAAAUAAUUUAAUCUCUUAAGGUUUUUUUUUUCUUAAUUUCUUUCACAAAUAAUAACAAAUGAUCACAUCCAAUUUGUGCUCUGCAUGGUUUGUCUUGGGGAAAUUUUCUCCAUAAACAUACUAAAUAGAGGACCUAAUUUACUUCUAGUCCAGGCAUCAAAUAACAUUGUUUUUUUAAUAAAGAGGUGCUUAGUAGGUCAAAGUGUGUGUAUAUAAACUUUGGCAUACACAUUUGCUUAUGCCACUCACAUGGUUUUUUAGCUCAUUAACAGAUUGUUCAUGCUAAGUACUUUUUAGAGCACAUGUUCCCUUAACAGCAUGUUAGUGACAAUUUUGUAAUUGAUAUCUAUUUUUAUCAGAGAUUUUAAACCUUCCUCAUCUUGUGCUCAAGAGUCUCACCAUAACACCAUUUUGUUUGCACAGAUCCUGAAUGUUCUUAUUUUGUGAUUGAAUGGUGUCUCCAUAAAAGUUGAAUGUGCAUUUACUAAAUGCCAAUAUAGAAGCAAUGUUACUGAUAUAAUAUUUUACCCAUCAAUUUAGACAUGCAACAGUUCAGUUUAACUGUUAGAUUUUUUUUUAAAGUUUACCUUCACCCAAAUGGUCUGUUACAUUUCUAUUCUACAAGGAGAUACUAGUCUUCACAUUUUUCAUCCUUGUCAAAAGCACUGGGUUUAAUUGGAACAAAGAUAUUAAAGAUGUUUUGGAUUAUUCACUGCUUUGCUUAAGUGUGGUCUAAACAUUGUAUCUGUCCAUAUUCAUAUGUCCCUUUAUUUCCACGUGAAUAUGGCAGAGUAGUAGGUCAUAAUAAGAACUACAUAGACUAUAACUUGUUUUAUAUGCCAGAAGGUGUUACUUAGCAUAGGGUGAUUGGCCACUACAGAAAUUAAUUUUCGAUACAGUUAUCAACAGCACUACAUCUGUACUUCCAAAAUACUAUGCAUGGACUGAAAAUGUAUAUAUAUUACACACAUGCACACACACACACACACGUUUUUGGUUGCACUUCUUUAAAGGACUGACUGUAAAAGAGAAUAUGUCCCAAGUUUUGCAUGUUUGUUUGUGCAUGAGAAUGAAUAAGAGAAUGCUCUAAGGUUUGCUGUGCCUUUUUGUUUUAAUAUGUGAAAUGGCAUACUUUAUAGAGACAGCUGCAAUCUGCAUACUUUGUGACUUUUUGGUUAUAUUUUUUUGUCUAAUUAUUAUCAAGGAAAAUUUCAGCAAUGUCUGGCACCCCGUCAAAAGCAUUUUCUCAGAAACAUUUUUAAGGUACAGCUAUUGAAUAAUGGAAUGUUGCAACUGAACAAUGCUGAAUAACAGAAAUGGCACAAAUUGUUGAUGUAAACAAGGGUCUCUUUUUGCAUUCAUGAUGUACAAAUGUAUAGGAGUUUUGUGCAUGAUUUUGUAUGCAAUCUAUGCUGUCAAUUAUAUAUUUGUUCACAAACAAAAAAUAA